Triticum turgidum subsp. durum (durum wheat) is the source of this 852-nucleotide messenger RNA. Lineage: Eukaryota; Viridiplantae; Streptophyta; Magnoliopsida; Poales; Poaceae. The record is from the annotation of a GenBank genome assembly.
AUGUACGAGAGCGUGAGCACAUGCUGGGGAGAAAAGUCGUCGGCACAAGCAUCAUGGAUGACGCAUCGAUCUUUUAUAUAUUCCGCACUCCACACUAACCACAGAAUCCCACGGAACCUUCAGGCACACCCACGGCAGAAAAUGGCCAACGGAGGAGACGAGCUGAAGCUGCUGGGCAUGUGGGCGAGCCCAUACGUGGUCAGGGUGCAGCUCGCGCUCCACCUCAAGGGCGUGAGCUACGAGUACGUCGAGGAGGACCUCGCCAGCAAGAGCGAGCUCUUCCUCCGCUCCAACCCGGUGCACAAGACAGUCCCGAUCCUCAUCCACAACGGCAAGCCCGUCUGCGAGUCCCAGGUCAUCCUCCAGUACAUCGACGAGGCCUUCGCCGGCGUCGGCCCGCCCCUCCUCCCCGCUGACCCCUACGAGCGCGCCGUCGCGCGAUUCUGGGCCGCCUACGUCGAGGACAAGCUGCUGGCGCCGUGGGGGAAGGUGUUCAGGGUGAAGACCGACGAGGAGAGGGCCGAGUGGACGAGGCAGACGGCGGCGGCGCUGGGUCCUCUGGAGGAUGGCCUCAGGGAGUGCUCCAAGGGGAAGGGCUUCUUCGGCGGCGACUGCGUCGGGUACGUUGACGUCCUGCUCGGCAGCAUGGUGCCGUGGGUGCGCGCCACCGAGAGGCUCUCCGGCGACAAGUUAAUAGACGCCGGCAAGGCCCCGCUGCUGGCGGCAUGGAUGGAGCGCAUUAGCGAGCUCGACGCCGCCAAGGCGGUCUUCCAGGACGUCGACAGGGUGGUUGAGUACGCCGGGGCAAUACAGGCCCGGCUUUCCGCCGCGGCUGCUGCAAGCACCCAAUAA